Molecule: messenger RNA, 954 nt
Organism: Lolium rigidum
Lineage: Eukaryota; Viridiplantae; Streptophyta; Magnoliopsida; Poales; Poaceae
Product: AT-hook motif nuclear-localized protein 20-like
Exons: 1
Coding region: 1-786 (261 amino acids)
Cellular component (GO): nucleus
Molecular function (GO): DNA-binding transcription factor activity; minor groove of adenine-thymine-rich DNA binding
Source: RefSeq, a predicted model, not a curated record
AUGGCGGCGCCGUCCAAAAUCGAAGGCACCGAGCUGAGCGGCGGAAGCGGCGGGCCCGAGGACGACCGCGGCGAGAACGGCACCGGGGAGCCCACGGGCGGCGCUGUGGUGACCGGCAACCGUCGCCCCCGCGGCCGGCCGGCUGGGUCCAAGAACAAACCGAAGCCCCCCAUCUUCAUCACGCGGGACAGCCCGAACGCGCUGCGCAGCCAUGUGAUGGAGGUUGCCGGCGGGGCCGACGUGGCUGAGUCCAUCGCCCACUUCGCGCGCCGCAGGCAGCGCGGUGUGUGCGUGCUCAGCGGGGCCGGCACAGUCACAGACGUCGCCCUGCGCCAGCCGGCGGCGCCCGGCGCCGUGGUGGCCCUCCGCGGCCGCUUCGAGAUACUCUCUCUCACCGGCACCUUCCUGCCGGGCCCCGCGCCGCCGGGAUCGACGGGGCUGACCGUGUACCUGGCGGGUGGGCAAGGACAGGUAGUAGGCGGCAGCGUCGUCGGGACGCUCACCGCGGCCGGGCCGGUCAUGGUGAUCGCGUCGACGUUCGCGAACGCCACCUACGAGAGGCUGCCUCUGGACGAGGAGGCCGAGGAGGAGGAAGCUCGAGGUGGAGGUCCUGGAGGGCCGAUGCCUCCACUGAUGGGGGGAAUGCCGGUGGAUCCGUCGGCGAUGCCGAUGUUCGGUGGCAGCUUGCCCCCAAACAUGAUGCCAGGGGGCGCCGGCGCCGGGCUGCAGCUCGGACACGAGGCGCUUGCAUGGGCUCAAGCUCAGCAUGCACGGCCGCCGUACUAACAAUUCCGAUGAUCAAGCCGUUGGCUUAAUUAUGUAGAAUGGAUUGGUCGAACUGAUCGAUGGGUACAAAUUAAGAUUGUGCUAUGUAGCUUGAUUCAUAUGGUUCACACUGAAGAAUUAAGCAAAUAUCUCUCUGACCAGGAGCUAAUAAAUGGCAGGUUUGUAUCA